Archocentrus centrarchus (flier cichlid) is the source of this 4068-nucleotide messenger RNA. RefSeq names its product NLR family CARD domain-containing protein 3-like. The transcript is spliced from 9 exons. Lineage: Eukaryota; Metazoa; Chordata; Actinopteri; Cichliformes; Cichlidae. The record is from RefSeq and is a predicted model, not a curated record. Gene Ontology annotation, molecular function: protein binding. Bases 67 to 2862 code for a protein of 931 amino acids.
GCAGGAGGAGGAAAGUGGAGCUGAGGCAGGUAUUUGUGGUUUACUUUUGAGACUGACUGAAGAAGGAUGGAGGAAGAGGAGGACAGAGCAGAGGCUGCAGGAUCCAUCUGUCCGUCUAUGAAGAAGGACCAGUCCAAAGAUGAACCUCCAGACUUCAGUGAUGGACCAACAAAAGUUCAGAGGUCACAGUCAACAGGAUCCAGCUGUCCAUCUGUGAGGAGUGAUGGGUCCAAAUAUGAACCUCCAGUCUUUAGUGAUGGAGCAACAAAGUGCUUCAAUAAUGGGUCUCAGCUCACAGCAGAGAGGAAGAGGAGCGGGGUCUGUGUGGAGGAGCGGCCAUCUUGCUGUGCUUCCUGUCAGGACGUCCUGAAGGAUCCGGUCUCUACCAGCUGUGGACACUGGUUCUGCAGACAGUGCAUCUCCUCAUACUGGGACCAGUCUGCAUCAUCAGGAGACUCCUCCUUUCUCCAGUGUGGACAAAGACCCAGAACCAAUGCUGGACUGCAGACAGCCAGUCUGAGCAGCUGUGGACAAAUGGAUGCUGGUCUGCAGGAGGUUUUAGAGGAACAUAAGAUCAGUCUGAGGAGGAGAUGUGAACGUGUGACUGAAGGAAGUGAUCAAACAGGAAGCAGAACCCUCCUGAACAGGAUCUACACUGAGCUCUACAUCACAGAGGGACAGAGUGAAGAGGUUCAUACCCAACAUGAGGUGAUGCAGCUGAAGACAGCUUCCAAGAUGGACGUCCUCCAUGACAGACCAAUCAGGUGCCACGACAUCUUUAAAGCCUUCCCUGACCAACAGAGACCCAUCAGAGUGGUUCUGACCAACGGCGUCGCUGGUGUUGGAAAAACCUUCUCAGUGCAGAAGUUUGUUCUGGACUGGGCAGAGGGCUUGGAGAACCAACAUGUCAGUGUGGUGAUGCUGCUUUCAUUCAGGGAGCUGAACCUGAUCAGAGAUCAGCAGUACAGUCUUCUGGAGCUGCUCCAUGUUUUCCAUCCAACAUUACAGAAGGUCCUAGCAGAGAAGCUCGCUGUCUGGAAGCUUCUGUUCAUCUUUGACGGCCUGGAUGAAAGCAGACUUUCAUUGGAUUUCACCAACAGGAAGCUCGUGUCUGAUGUCACACAGAAGUCAUCAGUCAGCGAGCUGCUGACAAACCUCAUCGAGGGGAAGCUGCUUCCCUCGGCUCUCGUCUGGAUAACUUCCCGACCUGCAGCAGCCAAUCAGAUCCUUCCUAGAUGUGUGGACAGGCUGACAGAAGUACGAGGCUUCACAGACGCCCAGAAGGAGGAGUACUUCAGGAGGAGAUUCAGUGAUGAAGAGCUGUCCAGCAGAAUCAUCUCCCACAUGAAGACAUCCAGGAUCCUCCACAUCAUGUGCAGAAUCCCAGUCUUCUGCUGGAUCACUGCUACAGUUCUGGAGCACAUGUUGACCACAGAGCAGAGAGGAGAGCUGCCCAAGACCCUGACUGACAUGUACUCACACUUCCUGCUGGUUCAGACAAAGAGGAAGAAGAACAAGUACCAUGAGGGACAUGAGACGAGUCCACAGGAGCUGACGGAGGCUGACAGAGAAGUUCUUCUGAAGCUGGGGAGGCUGGCGUUUGAACAUCUGGAGAAAGGAAACAUCAUAUUCUACCAAGAAGACCUGGAGCAGUGUGGUCUGGAUGUGACAGAGGCCUCGGUGUACUCAGGAGUUUGUACAGAGAUCUUCAAAAGAGAGUGUGUGAUCUUCCAGAAACCAGUCUACAGCUUUGUUCAUCUGAGCAUUCAGGAGUUUCUGGCUGCAGUCUACAUGCUUUAUUGUCACACUAACAGGAAUACAGACGUGUUAAAGGCAUUCCUGGAAAAUGAUCAGCAUCAUUAUCAUUAUAUCUCAUUUGUGGAUGAUUUCCUCAUGAGAGUCAUGAAGAAAUCCCUCCAGAGUAAAAAUGGCCACCUGGACCUGUUUGUUCGCUUUCUUCAUGGCCUCUCUCUGGAGUCCAACCAGAAACUCUUAGGAGGCCUGCUGGGUCAGACUGACAAUAUUCCAGAAACCAUCCAGAGAGUCAUUGACAGCCUGAAGGAGAUGAACAGUGAUGAAAUUUCUCUUGACAGGAGCAUCAACAUCUUCUACUGUCUGAUGGAGAUGAAUGACCUCUCGUUACUUCAGGAGGUCCAAAAGUUCCUGAAAUCUGAGAACAGAGAGAAAAUCUCUGAUAUCCAAAGCUCAGCUCUGGCCUACAUGCUACAGAUGUCAGAAGAGGUUCUGGAUGAGUUGGACCUGCAGAAGUACAAUGCAUCAGAGCAGGGACGACUGAGACUGAUUCCAGCUGUGACGAACUGCAGAAAAGCUCGAAUGACUCACUGUGAACUCUCAGAGACUCACUGUGAAAUUGUGGUGUCAGCUCUGAAGUCCAACCCCUCCCAUCUGAUAGAGCUGGAAAUUAUUUACAACAACCUGCAGGAUUCAGCAGUGAAGCUUCUGUGUGCUGGUCUGCAGAGUCCAAACUGUCGACUGGAGACUCUGAGACUGGGGGAUUGUGGAUUGUCAGAGAUCAGCUGUGAUUAUCUGGCAGCAGCUCUGAAGUCCAACCCCUCCUAUCUGAGAGAGCUGGACCUGGGUGGAAACAAGCUGCAGGAUUCAGGAGUGAAGCAUCUGUGUGGUUUUCUGGAGAGUCCACGAUGUGUUCUUGAAACUCUGAGAUUGAUGAACUGUGGUUUGUCAAAGAUCAGCUGUGAUUAUCUGGCAGCAGCUCUGAAGUCCAACCCCUCCCAUCUGAGAGAGAUGAUCAUAUGGGGAAAUAAGCUGCAGGAUCCAGAUGUGAAGCAGCUGUCUGAUCUUAAGGAGAGUCCACACUGCAGACUGGAGAAAGUGAGGUGGUGAGGAUGAUAAACAGGACGGUGUGUGUGCUGAGAGAGGAGGAGCUGUGUCCUGAUGAUCCAGAGAGGUUGAAGCAGCAGAAGCUUGUGUGCAGAGACGCUCUGACUGGGCCAUGUUACUGGGAGGUGGAGUGGAGAGGAGAGCUUCAUCCAGCAGUGACUGACAGAGGAAUGAGAAGAAGUGCAGAUGACUGUCAGUGCUGCAGAGUGAACUGCUCCCGGAGAGAGCCUCAAGGCUGGCUAAGGGAGCGGAAUUCCUAAUAAUGCAGAUGUUUUGGAACAGACUGCCUUUUUGUUUUCACAACAGCCUUCAGUUCUCUGUCAGUUCACCCCCUGCCUCACCAUGCCGCUGCCGCUGGCACUGCGGUUGGUCACCCAAACUGCCUCUUCAGCUCCAUGAACUGCUAUUUGUCUGCUGUGGUGUCCAUAACAGACCCCCCUGAACUGUUUUGUCUCGUCCCCCAUGUUUGCCUUUGGACCAGCCUGGUGCUGCCGCCUUUUGUAUCCUUCUUGUGAGGUAUUGUGAUUGAUAACAGUCUUUGCUUCAAGUCACAUAUUGACCACCUGUUAAAGAAACUGAGGCUGAAACUGGGUUCUUGUUCAGAAACAGAUCAUGUUUCCCUUUUGCUGCAAGGAAAAAACUUGUUGCUGCCAUUUUUUUUACCCCACCUGGACUAUGGUGAUAUAAUUUAUAUGAAUGCCCCUGCUCCUUCUCUCUGCCAGCUGGACUCAGUUUAUCAUGGGGCAUUAAGAUUCAUAACUGGCUGUAAACCCCUAACACACCACUGACCUCACACAGGAUGGUUCAUUGGUUUCAUUUUAUCUAUAAAUCUGUUUUUGGUUUAGUCCCUUCCUAUUCAUCAAACUACAUGCUAUGUAAACAAAGUAGUCACAAUCUGCGUUCUCAGAAAUUUAUUACCUUCGUUGUUCCAUCAGUUCGUACAGAGCUCGGAAAAAAGUCUUUCUCCUUUCCUGCUCCAUCUUCAUGGAACACACUACAGAAGAACCUGCAGCUCUCCCAAAUGAUCUAACCCACUGACUUUAAAAUACUUACAAACAAUUCUGUUACAUCAUCAUUGGGACCUUGUUCUUCUUUUAUAUGACUAUGUAAACAUUUGGCAUUUUACUUCCUAUUUAUUGUAUUAUUCUAUUGUUGUAAAUUUAUGAUGUUUUGAAACUGGUCUCUCUUGCAAACGAGACACUGAGUCUC